This is a messenger RNA of Callithrix jacchus (white-tufted-ear marmoset), 4473 nucleotides long. It is a transcript of the gene ACKR2, whose product is annotated as atypical chemokine receptor 2. Gene Ontology annotation, cellular component: membrane; external side of plasma membrane. NCBI's taxonomy places the organism in Eukaryota, Metazoa, Chordata, Mammalia, Primates, Cebidae. The record is from RefSeq and is a predicted model, not a curated record. Gene Ontology annotation, biological process: positive regulation of cytosolic calcium ion concentration; calcium-mediated signaling; cell chemotaxis. Gene Ontology annotation, molecular function: C-C chemokine binding; C-C chemokine receptor activity.
GACAGGAAUACUCCCAGCCUCAUAGUGUUACUGAAAGAAUGAAAUUAAUUAAUGCAUGAGAACAGGACCCAUAGUAAGUGCUGUAAAAAUGCUCAGUGGUGGUGUUAUUUUUAUAGAUGAAAUUACAGUUCAGUAGCUGGUGCUUUCCCAAACCCAAGAAGAAGCAAGUAGAGAGAUCUCAACACUGGUACCAGAUCCCCAAAGGCAGGUUUCCUGCCAUGUGUGCCCAUCCUCUGUUACGCACCUCUUCCAGGGCCAGAGGGUGUUCCACAGCCAUACACUGUGGUCAGAGUAUGAAUCACUUCAUGACUCCUGCCUCAACUUUUCCAGCCACAGUUGGGCCAGGAAUAUGGGAUUGGAGUCCCAGAGUUAAGGGCAGAGGACCAGAGGGGGACCAUCCCACUCUGAGUGAGGAUGGAAUUCAGGCCUUGGGACCCCAUUUCCACCCCAAUCUUCCCAAAAGCAGUCAGAGGAGCAAAAGGAGUCCCGAGGGAGGAUUGGGGUAGACACGGGGCCACUUCCUGUGACACAGGCCAGGGAGGCUGCACUAGCCGGAGGCGGCACUUGAACACGGUUCAAGUGGAAACAGCGGGGGCUUAGGGUUCGUAACGUUCCAUGAUCACAGGUUCCAAGGCUGCUAAGGCAGAGCUGGCCCAGGCUGGAGAAUCCACUCAGAGAAGGAGGGUCUUGGCUCAGCUGUGUCCAGGCUCCUGUGGUAGGGAAGUGGGAAAUCAGAAAAGGGAACAGUCAGGAGACAGAAGGGACGGGGAGAGGAGGCUGUGCUAAUUAAUUCCACCACCGGGUAUUGAACACCUCCACCAUCGGGUGUUGAGCGCCUCUUUGAUGCCAGCCCUGUGCUGGUGAGUCCUGGGAACACAGUUGCAGAUCCUCGGCACCCUCAGUUUAGCAGGGGAAGCAGGUGAUCUUCAAAAGGCAGUCUUGCUUCCAGGCGAUGGACACUGUGGCUGAGGAGUGACCUUCUGACACCCGGACUGGGCAUUGCCUCCCACCAUGGCUGCCACUGCCUCUCCGCAGCGACUCACCACUGAGGAUGCUGGUUCUGAGAACAGCAGCUUCUAUGACUACGACUACCUGGAUGAGAUACCCUUCAUGCUCUGCAGGAAGGAUGCGGUGCGGUCCUUUGGCAAAAUCUUCCUGCCAGUCUUCUAUAGCCUGAUUUUUGUGUUGGGCCUGAGCGGGAACCUCCUUCUUCUCACGCUUUUGCUCCGGUAUGUGCCUCGCAGGCGGAUGGCUGAGGUCUAUCUGCUGAAUUUGGCCAUCUCCAAUCUCCUGUUUGUGGUGACACUGCCCUUCUGGGGCAUCUCCGUGGCCUGGCAUUGGUUCUUUGGGAGUUUCUUGUGCAAGAUGGUGAGCACUCUUUAUACUAUUAACUUGUACAGUGGCAUCUUUUUCAUUGGCUGCAUGAGCCUGGACAAGUACCUGGAGAUCGUCCAUGCUCAGCCCUACCACAGGCUGAGGACCCGGGCCAAGAGCCUGCUUCUCAUUACCAUAGUAUGGGCUGUGUCCCUGGCCAUCUCUAUCCCUGGUAUGGUCUUUGUACAGACACAUGAAAAUCCCAAGGGUGUGUGGAACUGCCACGCAGAUUUCAGCGGGCAUGGGACCAUUUGGAAGCUCUUCCUCCGCCUCCAGCAGAACCUCCUAGGGUUUCUCCUUCCACUCCUUGCCAUGAUCUUCUUCUACUCCCGUAUUGGUUGUGUCUUGGUCACGCUGAGGCCCCCAGGCCGGGGCCGGGCUCUAAAAAUAGCUGUAGCCCUGGUGGUGGCCUUCUUUGUGCUGUGGUUCCCAUACAAUCUCACCUUAUUUCUGCAUUCGCUAUUGGACCUGCAAGUAUUCGGGGACUGCAAGGUCAGCCAGCACCUAGACUAUGCACUCCAGGUGACAGAGAGCAUCGCCUUCCUUCACUGCUGCUUUUCCCCCAUCCUGUACGCCUUCUCCAGUCACCGCUUCCGCCAGUACCUGAAGACUUUCCUGGCUGCUGUGCUUGGAUGGCACCUGGCACCUGGCACUGCCCAGGGCUCAUUGUCCAGCUGUCCUGAGAGCAGCAGUCUUACUGCCCAAGAAGAAAUGACUGGCAUGAAUGACCUUGGGGAAAGGCAGAUUGAGAACUUCCCUAACAAGGAGGAUGUGGGGAAUAAAGCAGCCUGAGUGUCCAAACCUCGGUCUGCUGGGAGCAGAUGGGAACCAGCUUAUUUGGGAAUCCACUGAAAGUGCUCUCUCCAGGGUCCUCAGUGACCAUGUUGCUAAACCCAGUGGUCAAUUCUCAGUUCUCAGCCAUCAGCAGCAUUUGCUCACCCCUGCCUUCUUCCUCCACUUUCUUCACUUGCUUCCACGACACCACACUUUAUUUUCUGAAUUGCUGUGAUAGUCCCUCCCUCCCUCCCUCCUUUCCCUUCUCCCUUCCUCCCUUUUCCUCCCUCCCUCCCUCCCUCCCUCCCUCUCUCCCUCCUCCCCCUCCCUCCCUCCUUUCUGACAGGGUCUCACUCUAUUGCUCUGUCACCCAGGCUGGAGUGCAGUGGUGAGAUCUCAGCUCACUGCAGCCUCUGCCUCCCAGGUUCAAGUGAGUCUCAUGCCUUAGCCUCCCGGGUAGCUGGACUAUAGGCGCCUGGCCACCACCAUGCCCAGCUAAUUUUUGUAUUUUUAUUAGAAACAGAGUUUCACCAUGUUGGCCAGGCUGGAGAAUUGCUGCAAUAGCUUUCCAACUGGCCACUGUGCUUCCUAUUUCUUGCUCUCCUCCCACCUCAUCUGCACCCAGCAGCUAGAGUAAUCCCGACAUUCUCAACCUUCACUAUCACCUUCCUCAGAGCAACAGCCUGUUGAAACACCAGAUCACAACAAAUUUAGUUUAAAGGUCUCAAUUAGUGUUAUUGGCAAUCCUAGAAUCAGACAAUAGGUUCAUUGAAUCAGGAACAGAUUCAGUCCAUAAAAUAGGAGUUUUCCAAUGAGCUGGGUAGAAGAGGUUAGUUUCAUAGACAGGAAAGGGCUCUGGAAGGCAGAAAUAAAUAAAUGAAGAACAAAAAGAAGAUUGAUAUUUUUUUUUGAGGCAGGUUAUCACUCUGUCACCCUGGCUGAAGUGCAAUCCUGAAAUCAUGGCUCACUGCAGCCUCAAUCUCCUUAGCUCAAGUGAACUUCCCAUUUCAGCCCUGCGAGUAGCUAGGACUACAGGGGUACACUGGCUAAUUUUUGUAUUUUUUGUAGAGACAGGGUCUCACUAUGUUACUCAGGUUGGGCUGGAACCCCUGGGCUCAAGUGAUCCACCUGCCUCAGCCUCCAAAAGUGCUAGGAUUACAGGCGUGAACCACCUCCCAGGGCCAGAUUGGUCAUUUCUUUCUUUCUUUUCUUUUUUUUGAGACAGAGUUUUGCUCUGUUACCCAGGCUGGAGUGCAAUAGUGCAAUCUCGGAUCAAUGCAACCUCCACCUCCUGGGUUCAAGCAAUUCUCCUGCUUCAGCCUACUGGGUAGCUGGGACUACAGGCAUGCGCCACCAUGCCCAGCUAAUUUUUGUAUUUUUAGUAGAGACAGGGUUUCACCAUGUUGACCAGGAUGGUCUCGAUCUCUUGACCUUGUGAUCCACCCACCUUGGCCUCUCAAAGUGCUGGGAUUAUAGACGUGAGCCACUGUGCCGGGCCAGAUUGGUCAUUUCUAAGUUACUUUCUGUAUAAGGCCAGAACAGGGUGGUUGACAUCAGGUUUCUUCAGGUUACUUUUUUGUAGUGAUUCAAACACAGGGAACUUUAAUGAGCCUGGUAUUGUCUGCAUUAUCACGCCAACUGAAACUGGCCAGUUGGGGAAUUUGGCUGCUAACUCUCUCUCCUGGAGUCUCAAAGGUCAGAUAACAACUUAGUUUAGGUUUGAGGACAUGGAACUUUACUAUGACAGACUCCAUUUUGGUUUAGUCUAGUCUACUGUGACUAGUGCAGGAGCUUAGUCCAAAACAGUGGCCUCCUGGAGUUUUUACUUAACAAGCCAAAUCCCUACGGGAAUCCUUUAAAGCCUAUGCGAAGGGCAAAGAGGAUAGGUAGGCAGCCCCUGAUACUCGCUGCCCUUAUGUCCUGUUGGAGGAGGUCUUGAUGUGUGUGAUGGAGUAUAUGUUUGCUGAGAGGUGAUGGCAAGGAACACUGAACCAUCCCCAGGCAGAAAACUGUUAGAAUAGUAAGCUGUAUGUACCAGUCAUGCACUAGUUAAAUCAGCUUCCAAAAUACAGGAUAUUUCACUUUGUCCCCAUUGCUGACUCACAAAGAGUGCUUUCUAGCUUAUUUCUAUUUUAGCAGUGAACAGGCACUGUCUGCAUGUUUAGUCUAUCUUUAUUCUAUGAAGAAACACCGAGCAUCUGCUUAUUAAAAAUAAUCACUUGUUCACAAAGAAUAAAUAUGUGGGUCAGAGUCUGCUCUGGGCUGUCAGCUGGGAAAUGCUGUCAGCCCCCUGACAACCCACUCUGAUCCCACUUUUGCACUCUA